Pygoscelis adeliae (Adelie penguin) is the source of this 2050-nucleotide messenger RNA. It is a transcript of the gene CUTA, whose product is annotated as cutA divalent cation tolerance homolog (E. coli). Gene Ontology annotation, biological process: response to metal ion. Bases 1 to 387 code for a protein of 128 amino acids. The record is from RefSeq and is a predicted model, not a curated record. Gene Ontology annotation, molecular function: copper ion binding. Lineage: Eukaryota; Metazoa; Chordata; Aves; Sphenisciformes; Spheniscidae. The transcript is spliced from 5 exons.
AUGUACCCGGUGCUGAGGAGUCUCGCUCUUCAGCUGCACUCUGCCAUCACCGGCAGCUACGUCGCUGGCACCCACUCCAUUGCCUUCAUCAACUGUCUCAACGAGCAGAUUGCCAAGGAUAUUGCAAGGGCCAUCAUGGAUAAGAAGCUGGCUGCCUGCGUGAACAUCCUGCCGAAGAGCUUGGCCUUGUAUUUCUGGAAAGGCGAACUGGAAGAAACCACUGAAAUACUGCUGUUAGUGAAAACAAGGACAUCCAAAAUAGGCGAAUUGUCCAACUACGUCAGAUCCAUCCAUCCCUUUGAAAUUCCUGAAAUCAUCAGCCUGCCUAUUGACCAAGGAAACCCUCUCUACCUCAAAUGGAUAGAGGAAAGUGUCCCACGGGACUAACCGAAUAGCGCAGAAAGCACCUCGCUUUUGGGGAGACCAGGUGAAACGUGCUGAGCUGCACUGGUCUCCCUGUGCAGGCAGGAGUUACGCACACGCAGGGAGGCAGCUUAUAUCUUCACGUGUUUGCUAUAACACAGAAGUUUGGGAUUGGGAAAUUUCGUUUACACUCCAAACAUCCCCUCCUCAGCCUGACCCUGUGCUCCAGGGAGCACGGAGCAGCCCGGAGACGGCGGAGGCCAAAGUGGAGAAGGGCUAUGUGCACCAAGGGCUGUUGCAGCAUUGCAGAUGAGGAUACACAGAGACGCUCAUGUCAGGACACUGCAGCAUUUGGGGGCUGCCUCAGGCCCCCAGCAGCAAGUGCCAGCUUGUAGCCGUGGCCUGGCAGUGCCCUGCAGCCCCUCCAGCACCGUGUGUCCCCACAGCCAGCGCCUGAAACCCUGCCUGGCCCCCCUGCUCCCCCGCAGCGGCUGUUGCAGCAUCCUGCCUGGCUCUGCCUCCUGCUUCCCUAGCCCGGAGGCAGCAGGAUGUGGCCGGGCACCCUGCGAUGCGCUGGCUCACGCCCUCUCCUGCUGUCAUGCAACAUGCUGGUUCGAGUCAUACAAAAUCCAAGGAAACGGCAAACUUGAGCAGACGCCACAAGCAUUUCGCAGGAGCCGCAAGCAGCGCAUGCACUGAUCCUGCCAAGCUGGGGAGAGCUGGUCUGAGCUGGGCAAUAUCCACUGCCAGUCCAGGGAAACCACGUGCCAGCAGGACCAGGACAUCGCCUGGCUUCGGGGCAGCACAGCCCCAGCCCUGCAUCCCCUACCCACACCUGAACGGUGGCUUUCUACCUGGGUCAAGUUUAACCUUGUAAAAAGAUGCUCAUGUUAAUAGUUUAAUGGGAUGUAACUUACGGAACGAUACCAAGUUAUUUAUGUGACUGGGAAGGGAAUAAACAGGAGCGUUUCUUACCUGGGCAGGCUCACGUGUUGUGGCAGUUUGCGGGCGCAGCGUCUGCAGUGAGCUGGGCAGGAGGAAGGGCCCGUUGUGUGUUUGCAGCGACUCUCUCCAGCCCGAUGCCGAGCGAUGCUCCGCUGGCUCUGACCUGCUCGUCUCGGGCUCGUGGAGAAGCAGCGCAAGGUGCUUUGCAGGUAUUGAGAGCUGUGCCCGCAGGCUUGCGUGGCCCCAUCAGAGGUAGCGUGGGGAAGGCUCACACGUGCAGGAAAGAGAAGAGAAGAGGGAAAAUGGUCUGGGCUCUGAGAGCAGGAAACUUUUCAGUGGUAAAUACGAAGAAGCAGGAUCCCAGCUGGGCACCUUGUCUGGCAAAAAGGAACAAAGCACAUGAAGCAGGCACCAGCACCCCCAGGCCAGGCCUGCACUGCAGCCAAAGCUAAGCUUUGUUUAGCCCUGUCAGGGCUACGUUGUGCAACGUGCACGUUUUAGGCUAAGACUAAUUGGGUGGGGGCCAUUUGGGACCGGUCAGUAGGACUGCGAGUGAAGGCAGCCCCUCUCUACAAGACCCAUCACUGCAAGGGGCGUCCCUGACCCCCGCCCAGUCGCCCCUUCACAUCCUUCUGCCGUUCCCGUGCUUCGCGGCAGCAUCUCUCCGGCCGAGGGCACACCUCACCCUGGCAUGGAGCACGACCCAGCAGCACCAGCUGCAUCGUGGCGGGCACCAGGUGCC